Messenger RNA from Colius striatus (speckled mousebird), 1264 nucleotides. It is a transcript of the gene SNX3, whose product is annotated as sorting nexin 3. Lineage: Eukaryota; Metazoa; Chordata; Aves; Coliiformes; Coliidae. The coding region runs from base 335 to 652 and encodes 105 amino acids. Gene Ontology annotation, cellular component: retromer complex; early endosome membrane. Gene Ontology annotation, biological process: endocytic recycling; late endosome to Golgi transport. The record is from RefSeq and is a predicted model, not a curated record. The transcript has 3 exons. Gene Ontology annotation, molecular function: phosphatidylinositol-3-phosphate binding.
CAGCCUUUCGCGCCGCCCGUUUGUCGGGCCCCAGAAACCAGCCCUCACAGCGGCCGCUCCGCGCCUCCCGCGCACAUCGGGAUCUGUAGUUUGGGAGGCGGGAGGCCGCGCCGGGCGUUGCGAAGGGAGCGGCCCCUGAGAACUACAGAGGCCAAGGCGCCUUGCGCGCGGGCGGCGGGCGCAUCCGCUGUCGGCGGCGGCGUGGGUGCGCGUUGCUGGGCAGUCAGCUGGCCGAGGGGCGAUAAGAGGGCGGGCGGCGCGGGGUGGCGGCGCUUGGUGCUCGCUCCUUCGCUUAAUCCUGCCGCGCUCCCCGGGGGAAGGCGUGCGCUCCGCCAUGGCCGAGACGAUUGCGGACACUCGGCGGUUGAUCAGUAAGCCUCAGAACCUGAACGACGCCUACGGGCCGCCCAGCAACUUCCUGGAGAUCGACGUGGGCAACCCUCAGACGGUGGGGGUGGGCCGCGGCCGUUUCACCACUUACGAGAUCCGCGUCAAGACAAAUCUACCUAUCUUCAAAUUGAAAGAAUCUACAGUCAGAAGAAGAUACAGUGACUUUGAAUGGCUAAGAAAUGAGCUAGAAAGAGAAAGCAAGGGUUGCAGGCCACCCACUGGCACAGAACGAGCGCUGUCUUCACAUGUUCUUACAAGAUGAAGUAAUAGACAAAAACUACACACCAUCCAAAAUAAGACAUACUUGAGUUCUGCACACAUUAGUGGUUCUUAUGCUUGGUUUUUAAGAGGUGGUAGUUUUGUCUUAGCAUGCUGAGGAUGAACAGGCACAAAGUCUCCACUAACAUCAGUACACUGCUUGGUCUUUGUAUAUGCUUUAUAGCAUUAAAGAUCUCACUUGUCUUCUAGCUAAAUCCCUCUCAAUCCCUGAUUUAAAAGUAUUAUACUUUGAGACCAUCCACCCCAUGCAAUGCCUCACAAACCUUUCCACUCUUCCUUGCAAUGACUUAACAAUGUUUACUGACUUGGCCUUACUUGAACUUGCACAGCUGUAGUGUCACGUGUUCACUUGUAUUUGACUAAACUGCUCUGCUGUUUCUGAGGUAGUCACCUGUCUGAACUCCUGUAGAAAGAAUGCUUUAUUUCUGAUACCUUGUGUGAGAAACACUUAUUCAAUUGUCUUCAAGCUUGUAAAACACUUUAUACUGAAGUAAUGAGGGAAUUAUCUUUAUAUUCUGUAAGAGGAAAAAGUCAAAUUUAUAUACUAAAGUAACUUGUCUAAAGUUUUGAAAUAAAAGUGAAAAUGCACUUCAAA